Messenger RNA from Paramecium tetraurelia, 900 nucleotides. RefSeq lists its product as uncharacterized. The record is from RefSeq and is a predicted model, not a curated record. Lineage: Eukaryota; Ciliophora; Oligohymenophorea; Peniculida; Parameciidae. Gene Ontology annotation, biological process: mitochondrial L-ornithine transmembrane transport. The transcript has 4 exons. Gene Ontology annotation, molecular function: L-ornithine transmembrane transporter activity.
AUGGAUUAAUGGAAUGAAUUUCUUCAGGAUACAUUCGCAGGAUCGUUAGGAGGCGUAACAUUUGUUUUGAGUGCACAUCCCUUCGAGUAAUAAUUAAUACUUGAUAGUAGUACAAUUAAAGUGAGAAUGUAGAUGGUCUCUGAAAAUACCUCUAUUCUAAAAACAGCCUAUAAAAUAUUUAAAUACGAAGGACCCUUUGCUUUCUAUAAAGGAGUGGUAUCACCACUGUUAUUUAGUUUUCCAGUUUCAGCAACAUUGUUUGCAUGCUAUGAAUAAUACAUGAGAUAUUUUUAAGUGGAUAGAGAUUCCUAUUAACUGAUGCAUUGGGGUGUUGGUGGAGUGUAUGCUGGAUUUAUAUAGAGUUUUGUUACAAGUCCAUCAGAACUAUUUAAGAUCGUUUUCCAGAUGCAAAUUUCAGAGAGAAAGCGUAAUUCCGUCUUGAGAUGCAUGCUUGAGUUUGUUCAAAAGGAGGGAAUUGCUGCAGUUUUCAAGGGAGUGAAUUCCACAAUUUUCAGAGACAUUCCUCAGUACUCAACCUUCUUUAUUGCAUUUGAAUCUACUAAAUAAUAUUUACAAAGUCAGAAAGGAUAUUUAAACAUAUUUGAUUAAUUUCUAGCUGGAAUAGCUGCAGGUUUAGUCUGCAUAUGUUUUUCUUAUCCCUAAGAUAUGGUGAAAACAAAAAUCUAGUAUGAAAUUCUUGAAUCUAAAUAAAACCGAAAGUUUUAAGGUAUUGAUGGUGGCAUUUCGAAAUGCAUUAAAGAAAUAUAUAAAGUAGGAGGAUUCAAAGGUUUUUGGCAAGGAUUCAAUAGUUGUGCAAUCUAUUAUAUGGUAGCAUGUUCAGCGCAAUUAGUUGGAUACGAGCAAGGCCGAAUCUUUUGGGAUACUUACGUUAAACAUUGA